Messenger RNA from Lycium ferocissimum, 1416 nucleotides. Its product is annotated as protein PALE CRESS, chloroplastic. Gene Ontology annotation, biological process: chloroplast organization; cellular response to light stimulus; leaf morphogenesis. The record is from RefSeq and is a predicted model, not a curated record. NCBI's taxonomy places the organism in Eukaryota, Viridiplantae, Streptophyta, Magnoliopsida, Solanales, Solanaceae. Gene Ontology annotation, cellular component: amyloplast; proplastid; etioplast. Bases 79 to 1002 code for a protein of 307 amino acids. The transcript is spliced from 7 exons.
UAUAGAAUUUAAGCACAAGAAAAUAUAGGAAAUUAGAGCAAUUGAAGGGUUGUCCUGGGUUUUAGGGAACAGCAAGAAAUGGAGGCAAUAGCUGUUGGACUAACAUGCACUGCUUUUCCUUCAACUUCAUCUCUUUCAAGAACUUCAAUUUUUACUUCAAUCAAAUAUCCAUCCAGAAAAGGACUGCACAGAAGAAGCAAAGGGAUAGAAGAGAAGGACCUUUAUGGACUUCCAAAGGAAUAUUAUGAUGAUGAAUGGCAAGCUAAACAAAGGGAAAAGACCAAGGAAUUCCAUAAACUACGUCAACAAGAGGAAGAUGAAGAGGAAAAAAAGGUGGACGAAUAUCGUGAAAUUGGAUUGCGCUUGAAAGAUUAUCCAGAAGAAGAGCUUCUAAAGGCCAAGAAAUUGGUUGCCAGCUUUAUUAGAUCAGCUGAAGAAGUGGAAGAGAAAAUUGAGGAAGCUGCAGAAAAAGGCGAACUCGAUGAACUUGUUCUAUUGAUCAUAUGGAAUCGACUUGAUCUUGCUCGGCGUGAUGAUGAGAAGGAUGCAGUUCGAAGUCUUGAUCUCCUGUACAGGCGAGUUGAGACAGAGAUUUUGAAGCGGGAAGCAACUCCUGCUAUGAGACUACUGAAUGAUCUUCUGAAUAUGCAUGAUGGCGGACUAGACAAUGAAGGAUGGCUCAAGGCAUGUAAAAAACGUUUGGUUGAUACAUUUCCUCGGGAGGACCCAUUUAGUAUUCUUGUACCUGCAGGUUUCGAUUUCGACACGCAUCAAGGUCCUCUAAGACCAGGUUUGGACGUUGAUGAUGUGCUUUUGAGGGUAGAUUUUGUCAGAGAGGUGAACGAACUGUUAAAGGAGGUACGAUCUGAAUAUACUGAAUCAUCAGACGCACAAGGAUUUGAUCCAGAAUCAGUUGCAAGUAGAUUGAAACAACAGGAGAAGCAACGAGCAAUACACCAAGUGGAAAGUCUUUUGGAUCUGGCCAUCAACUUGGAGUGGUAGUCAAGUUGCUCACUCUUCCUGAUUCAGGAAUAUUGGCAGAGUAGAAAUCUCAUUAGAGAAGAAAAAUUCACUGAAUGUUCAUUAAUAGUAUGCCCCGUUCACGAGGUUCUCCCAGUGCAGUUAAUAUAUAUAUGAAAUGUCCAAUUCCAUCUAUCAUUAUAGUAACGACGACUCCAUGCCACCAUAUUGUAGCAUCUCAUUUCAGAUAAUUUUGGCAUGCCUCCUUUCUUCCUGCCCCAUGGAACAACUGCGUGCUGCUGCUCUCUCCCAGCCGAGAAGGGUUUCUAUAUAUGAUAGCUGGAAGCAUAGUAUUUGAAGCUUUAUUUGUUAACCGAGUAUCAGUCACUAGGGGGGAUAUAUUACUGUUUGGAAUCAAACUGUUAUAUAAGAGAAAAAGCUCAAAUUAUAACGACU